Thamnophis sirtalis is the source of this 1680-nucleotide messenger RNA. NCBI's taxonomy places the organism in Eukaryota, Metazoa, Chordata, Lepidosauria, Squamata, Natricidae. The record is from RefSeq and is a predicted model, not a curated record.
AUGCGACAAUGUGAGUGUGACACCCCUGCUCUAGAAUCUCAAGGAACUUUGAGCUCUGUUAGCCUGAAAGGAGACUGUAAGUAUUCAGCAGUCCUGCUUUCCAGUAGAGGAUACCCUGGACAGUUUGCCUCAGCAGAGUGUUCUGGGAUCGCUAUUGUUCGUCGUAGAGCUAUUGAUGCUAGCCAUAAUGUUUUUGAUGAGGUGACAAGAAAAGAACUUUGCACAGACACUUACUGCAAAGUUUGUGGGGCUAUACUGCAGUUUGAAUCGCAACGAAUAGCACACUAUGAGGGCAAAAGGCAUGCACAAAAAGUACGGCUUUAUUUACAAAUGCAUAAUGAACAAAAGGACAGGCAGCAUAUGAAUUUCCAGAAGAAUCCAAAUAUGGACAAAAAUAUGUAUUGCAAACUUUGCAACAUGGUCUUCACAUCUCCAGUUGUUGCUCAAUCACAUUAUUCGGGAAAGAUUCAUGCCAAGAAACUGAAGCAGUUGUCAGAUCAGACUCAGACCAUACAGGAUGUUCAAUCAGAACAUGAUUCCUCUGCAAUUCCAAUUCUGCCAGAGGCAUCUCUUGAAAAGACCUUGCAACAGGAUGUUGAUUCUGAGGACCUAUAUUCAUCCUGUAGAACUUCUUUGGAUUUAGAUGAUCCGGAUAAAUAUUGCAAACUCUGCUCUGCAUCCUUCAACAACUCAUUUAUGGCCCAUCAACACUACGUAGGCAAAAAGCACAAAAGAAAUGAAUUACGUAAGAAAUUGGUGGCUGAAAUUGGAACUCAGGCUAUCCCCCUGGAGUCCAAAACCAAUGCACUUGGCGUGGGCAACUAUGUAUGCGAAACGUGCAAUAUCAGCCUCACAUCCAUAGAAAUGUACCAGUCACACAUGCAAGGAAAUAAGCAUCAGAUUAAAGAAAAUCUGAUUGCCUCUUCUCUGAUGAAGAAUUCCAAUAAUACAAACAGUUCAUUCCAAGAUGAAUUGGCAGAUUACAUCAAAGUACAAAAAGCAAGAGGACUGGAACCAAACAUUAAUUUUAGAAAGUCCGAGCAAAAAAUGUGUGAAGCGAUUAAUGGUCAUGAGGAGACCUUUGCAUCUGACCAAGGUUUUCUUUCAAGAAAUGUUUAUGAACCAAGUCAGCAUUCCACCUUUUUUCCAGAAAUGGACACAUUUUCAUAUUCUGUUGGAAGCAGAUCGCCACACCCACCAGUGCAAAAAUACCCAGUAAAGCUAGAAAACGUAUGUACGUACAGCACAGACAAUGAUUCUGAAAAGCCUCAGUUAACUAGCUACAGAAAUGACAGCUACAAACUACUAUCAGCCGAAUCUACUGAUAGCUACAAGUCUUUGUUUUCAAAGAAUAGCUCUAGUGCUGACAAGGGAAGCCGUAAGCUGCCAAAGAAACCAAGAGCCAAAAAAGGAUGGCCACAAGAGGGAGAAAGAGAUCGUUCAACUCUUAAAAGAGCAGGAGACAAUCAAGAGUUGGAAAAAGAUGGUAAGAAGAAAAAGAAAAAAAAUCAUAUAGAUUCAAUAGCUGGGUCAAAAUCAAAGCACAGUAAAGUAAAGACAAGCAAAGAUCAUUCUUCUGAAAAGAAAAGCAAAAGACACAAGAAGGAGAAAAAGAAACAUGAAACCAGUGCAAUUACAGAAGAGGACAUGCUGUGGAAUGAAUCUGUCUUGGGAUUCUAA